Messenger RNA from Meleagris gallopavo (turkey), 297 nucleotides. NCBI's taxonomy places the organism in Eukaryota, Metazoa, Chordata, Aves, Galliformes, Phasianidae. The record is from RefSeq and is a predicted model, not a curated record.
CAGUUUUUCUGGAUGCAACAACUUACUAGAAAAGGCGAUGCUUCUGGUGAAAUGAGUGCAUAUGCUAGCUUGUUUAAAGAACAUCAUAUCACUGGAAAGCGAUUGCUCCUUCUAGAAGAAGAAGAUUUAAAGGACAUGGGAAUCAUUUCCAGAGGACACAUCAUCCACCUAAAGACUGCUAUUGAGAAGUUAACCCAUGACUACCUAAAUCUGUUUCAUUUUCCACCAUUAAUUAAGGCAAGUCUCAUUGUUUUUGUAAGAGUGCUUCUCAUGUUGGUAUAAAUACUUCACUGCUUU